This is a messenger RNA of Enterobius vermicularis (human pinworm), 1560 nucleotides long. Lineage: Eukaryota; Metazoa; Nematoda; Chromadorea; Rhabditida; Oxyuridae. The record is from the annotation of a GenBank genome assembly.
AUGCGUUUGGACCCAUAUCCCCAACUUCCAGCUGCAGAUGCACGGCCGCAAACGAACGGGGGGAUUCACAGUGCCCGCGAUGUUGAUUACCAUCGCAAACCUGUGAAAGACUGGGACUAUGCUGAUGUAGCAGAAUGGCUUUCAUCUGAGGGCUUUUCUGCUUUUGCUAACCUGAUAGCGUUCGAACAUAAGAUCGACGGCUCGAUGCUUUUGAUGCUAACAGAGAAGGACUUACGGGAGAAGCCUCUGGAAAUGACAUGUUUAGGUGAUAUAAAACGGCUGGCAAUCGCCAUUUCAAUGCUUCGUGAUUCUGCUCAUCCCAAGCUCCAUACUUUUCCAUCAACUUCAAGUGUGCAAGAGCCAGUGCAUUCUAGUCCAAAAAAAACGAUAUCGAAAACUGCUCGAGAACAUGAAGAUAUGCUAGUCUGCGUAGAAGUUGAAGACGGUGUUGUCCCAAUUGCAAACGCCGACUCUAAAAUAUUAGCAGAUACAAGGGAGAAUGCGAAUCGUGUUUUGACUGAGAUAAUGUCGAAGGAUGGUGAGGGAGAAGUGAGACGCGUCCACUUGUUGAGCAGGGAAGAAAUCAUUCGCCAGGUGGAAAGUCCAGAUACCAAAAACAAGUCUUACGUAAAACUAUUUAUAGCUUUUUGCUAUUGUUCUUUUUCCCUCUUAAUAACUGCGUUUACGAUGGUGAUUGUUCAUGACCGGGUCCCAGAUAUGAAGACUUAUCCACCACUGCCAGAUGUCGUGUUAGAUAACCUUCCUUUCAUACCAUGGGCAUUCGAAAUGUGCGAACUAAUUGCUGUUUGUCUGUCUACAGUUUGGUUUAUCAUACUAUUCUUCCAUAAACAUAGAGUGGUAAUAAUGCGACGCAUGUUUUCUCUGACUGGGACUGUCUUCCUUCUGCGAUGCGUUACUAUGAUCAUUACAUCCCUUUCUGUUCCCGGUGCUCAUCUGGAAUGUCGUGCGAAAACGUAUGGUAGCUUAUGGGCAAAGUUGUGGCAUGCUUAUCACAUUUGGUCGAAAUUGGGAAUGUCUAUUCGAGGGGUUCGUACUUGUGGUGACUAUAUGUUUAGUGGUCAUACAACGGCUAUCACUUUGUUGAAUCAUUUAAUUACUGAAUACACGCCAGAUAGUUGGCAUGGGUUACACACUGCUACGUGGGUUUUAAAUCUUUUCGGAAUAUUCUUCAUCCUAGCUGGACAUGAACAUUACAGUAUCGACGUAUUUAUUGCGUUCUAUAUAUCUUCCAGAAUGUUUUUGUACUACCAUGCUUAUGCGUAUAAUCAUUACAAUUUGACUUUUCAAGACGGCAGGAUGCGUAUUUGGUUCCCUUUAGGCUGGUUUUUCGAGGCUGGCGGGCACGGUCGAGUUCCUAAUGAGUAUGAAUUUCCUUUUUCACUUCCUGACGUGUCUUGGUUAAGUCGGAAGCGGAAUCCCUCACCUACUGUAGUCGGAAGUGGGGAGAAAAGAACUCGGAUACCAAGCUUAAGCCUAGAUCGAAAGAACCCGUCUCCAGAAAACAAUAAUAAGCCAACAAGACGAAGAAGAAAGCGUUGA